Messenger RNA from Vanderwaltozyma polyspora DSM 70294, 822 nucleotides. It is a transcript of the gene PDL32, whose product is annotated as putative ADP-ribose 1''-phosphate phosphatase. Lineage: Eukaryota; Fungi; Ascomycota; Saccharomycetes; Saccharomycetales; Saccharomycetaceae. The coding region runs from base 1 to 822 and encodes 273 amino acids. The record is from RefSeq and is a predicted model, not a curated record. The transcript has a single exon.
AUGAGAAUUGUACUUUGUGAUACCAACAAAACUGUUUGUUCUCUAUGGAGAAAGAUGCUGCCAAAGUCCCUUUUGGACAAAGGGAAAGUAGAGGUUCACAACACAACUUUUGAAGCAUUAGCUCAUAAAUUAUAUAAAACCAAUGUCAAUCAAUUAUCAAAGGAGGGGACUAGACCAUAUUGUUCUCCUGAAAAAUGUGUUGUUGUAUCACCAGGGAAUUCGUUUGGGUACCUUGGAGGAGGAUUUGAUUUAGCCCUUUGUGAGUAUUAUGGAGGUAAACCCUUUGAAACAUGGUUUAGAUCGAAAUUAAACAAUGAAUAUUAUCCUAUAGGAUCAUCUACUUUAAUAGAUGCCUAUGAUUAUUUCUUACCAGAAUCAAGUGACAAGAUAAGGCAUAUAUUACAUGUUCCAACGAUAGUUGCUCCCUCGCAUUCAAGUUUUAUGAAAGCAGAACCUUUAAGAUCAGGAUAUGAGCCAGUUUUUAAUGCAACUUGGAAUUCACUCAGGUCUUUUCCAUCCUGUUGUGAUACAAUAAUAAUGUCUGGAUUAUAUACUGGAUACGCAGGGGUCCCAGCUGAAGUCAGUUGUAAAAGCAUGUCAUUUGCGAUCACAUUGUACCAUUUAUGUGAAAUUUUACCAAAAGAUGUGGUAAACCUUUUGACAAUGUACUACUUAGGUUAUCCAUUUGAAGAUUUUUUCCUUCAUACAGCAAGCGAACAAUUGGAGUUGUUGGGAAUAGAUAAGGAACAGCUUAUCGCAUUCGAUGUCACCAGAGACUUUAUAGAUGCCAUUAUUCCAUCGCAUCUUCUAGACUCUCUCUAA